CCCGGGCCUGUCGUUCGUCGCCGCCGCCGUCGACACUCUCAUACUCGUUCGCGUGUGUGUUAUUUUUUCCCUUGGUUUGUUUGCUACUGCCUACAAACUGUGCCGCUGAGAGAAAAAGAGAGGGAGAGAGAGAGAGAGAGAGAGAGAAAGAGAGAGAAAGAGAGAGAGAGAGAGAGAGAGAGAGAGAGAGAAAGAAAGAGAGAUAUCAUCGUGACCGUCAAAGUGUGUGUCGCCUCGUCAUCCAAGAGAGCUGUCUGCUUUUCCUUUAUUCUCGUUUGGUUCCGUUUCGAAUAAUUUUGUGUGCCGUUUUACAACCAGUGUGAUAUAUCCUAUUUGAGUGCGCGAUUAUAAAGUGCGUCUGAGAGCGGGAGAGCGAGAGAUCGAUCGCGCCGCAUAUCUGCAUCAAGCUACGACAACGAUCCAGAGGAGGAGAACAACUGCGAGUAGGAGGCCUUGUGAUCAACAAGACACUUGUUGCUCUUGGCAAGCGGAAAGAAGGCCGCACUAUGGCUCCUGGGACCCAUCUGCGUAUCGAGUAGCCCGGUAAAAAGAGAGUCGAGCAGGACGAUCGAAGUCUGGAAUCACGAGGCAUAGUCAACGAGAAAGAAAAAUGCCAGUGUCGUCGGGUGAUCCCGAGUCGCGAGGCUAAAGUCAUGCGGGACGAGUCUCGAGUCGCGAGCUCGAGGCGACGGAGGAGAGUCCUCUUCUUCUAUCGCCAGAACUGCUGCUGGUAAAUAGAGUUCGGCGCGAAGAGAAACGCAGCUGCAAGGAGCACAGCUAAGAGGCAAAGCCAGAGAAGACGAGUGCGAUUCCGAAGCGAAAACUAGAAGAGACAUGAGAGACGCGGGACUACGGUGACGUCGGCACGCCCCCGGGAGCUGCGCCACGUCGGACAACGAGACGACGACGCUGCCGCUGAUGCUCUAGGCGGCACCAUUUGCAUCGCUAGAGGGGGCGCAGAGGAAGCAGGUAAGACUGGAUCACCUGCGUGGAAUGUCGUCCGGCGCCAAGCGGCUGGUGCAGUCGCUUCGUGGCCGUAGCGGCGGUGGCGGUGGCGGCGGGUCGAGUCGCAGCGGCUCCACGAGAUCCGAGUCGCACGACGGCGGCGCUGGUGGGGCUGCUGCGAGCACGAGUGCGACGCGUCUGUUUCAUUACGACAGCGGCCACGAGCUCGACGAAAUCUCGGUUAUCGCUCGUGGCGCCGACGACAUCACCACGCCCACCACGCCCUACCAUCACUACGGACCGGCCCAAGUGUCCGUGGCCGUGGCUGGCGGCGGGCAGCUCAGGUACGGCAGUGGGCAGACCCUGUACAGCAUCGCCGGCUCGGUGCCACCCGCUCCGGCCGCACCGCUCAGCAGGGUCACGCCAGCUGGCAUCGUGACGCCUGGUGGUACAGUAGUGUCAGGCGGCGAGUUAAGAGAAAGGCAUCGCAUGGGCCGCGGUGGACGCGGCGAGGACGACACCAACAGCGUGGAGAAUAUUUCGUCGAGAGGUGGCGUGUUACCCUCGAGACAAAGCCUUCUCGAUCUAGUCAGCGGCAAGCUCAUGGGACGACAUACACCUACCUAUCAUUACUAUCAUCAUCAGCAGCAACAGCGAUACUUCAGCUCGUCGAGGGACUCGCUGCAAGGCUCGUACGUGAAUCGAGGCUCGAGCGAGCUUGACUUAAGCCACAAGAACCGUCGUAAGGAUCACUUCAGGGGCAAGUUCAAAUUGCCCAAUGCCGUGCUGUCAUCGAGCUCCAACACCACGGCUCGCGAUGCUACGCCGUCGCAUCUGCACACCCCAGCGUCCAUCAACCAUCUGACUGGCACUAGCACUUGCAACGGCACCGAGACAGAGCUCCAAUACCGGCGAUUUUCCUCUAUGAAACUUUUGCGUUACACGGCGGCGCAGCAGCAAGCGCAACGAGGCAGUCGCGGUUAUCCUGGUCAGUCGGGUCAAGUGGGUUACAAGACCGGUGCGCCCAACUGGUCGUUCGUCUUCGAUCCGGCUGGCCGACUAUGUUACUACUGGUCGAUGGUUGUCUCGUUAGCCUUUCUCUACAAUUUUUGGGUAAUCAUCUACAGGUUCGCUUUUCAGGAGAUCAACGGUGAGACGCUGAUGGUAUGGUUUUGCCUGGACUACUUGUCGGACUUCUUGUAUCUGAUAGAUAUAGUGUUCCACUUUCGUACGGGUUACCUUGAGGACGGCGUGCUGCAAACCGACGCGACGAAGCUGCGCACCCACUACAUGAACAGCACCACCUUUUACAUAGACUGCCUGUGCCUGCUGCCCCUUGACUGUUUAUAUUUAUCUAUAGGAUUUAACAGUAUUCUGCGGAGUUUUAGACUCGUUAAAAUUUACCGAUUUUGGGCGUUCAUGGACCGAACGGAGCGACACACGAACUAUCCGAAUUUAUUCCGCUCGACGUCCCUGAUACAUUACUUACUGGUGAUCUUUCACUGGAACGGGUGCCUCUAUCACAUUAUUUAUAAGAACAACGGUUUCGGGAGCAAGAACUGGGUGUUCAGCGACUCCGAGACGGCCGACGUGGUCAAGCAGUACCUGCAGAGUUACUACUGGUGUACACUCGCCCUCACGACUAUCGGCGAUUUGCCAAGGCCGAGAAGUAAAGGCGAGUACCUGUUCGUGAUAGGACAGCUGCUAUUCGGUUUACUACUGUUCGCGACGGUGCUGGGUCACGUGGCCAAUAUCGUCACUUCCGUCAGCGCGUCCCGCAAGGAGUUCCAAGCCAAACUCGACGGCGUGAAGACUUACAUGCGCAUGAGAAGGGUUCCGAGUCAUCUGCAGGUCAAGGUUAUCAAGUGGUUCGAUUAUCUCUGGCUCACACAGAAGUGCUCCGACGAGGAGAGAGCCGUGAGCUGCCUGCCAGACAAACUGAAAGCGGAGAUAGCCAUCAACGUUCACCUGGAUACACUGAAGAGGGUCGAGAUUUUCCAGAACACGGAGGCCGGCUUUCUCUGCGAGCUCGUGCUAAGGCUACGUCCGGUCCUCUUCUCACCUGGGGACUAUAUUUGCCGGAAAGGCGAAGUCGGCAAGGAGAUGUACAUAGUGAAUCGCGGUCGACUGCAGGUGGUAGCUGACAACGGAAAAACGGUGCUCGCCACACUGAAAGCCGGCUCGUACUUUGGCGAGAUCAGCAUUCUCAAUAUGGGCACUGCAGGUAAAGAGUGCGGUAACCGGCGAACAGCGAGCGUCAGGUCUGUCGGCUACUCAGAUCUCUUCGUGCUCAGCAAAAAGGACAUGUGGGACGUACUGAAGGAGUAUCCAGCUGCCAGGGUGCGCCUCGAGGCGAUCGCCGUCAAGAGGCUCGAGAAAUACAAGCGAGCGCCACUCGAGAAGGCGGCGAUGGGGAGAUGCCAGAGCACGCCAGGUCUGGUGGAGUCGCGCGGUCGAAUCCCACUGGAGGAGAUGCUGGUGUCGACGUUGGACAAGCGCGGCACGCAAUCGAUCGGCGGCCGAUCCUUAUUCUCGCCGAGCCCGUCGCCGCGCACUGCCGCCAUCACGACCACGAGCGCGGACGGCCAAUAUCAGCAGCACCAGCUGCAGCACCAGCAGCAACAGCAACAGCAGCAGCAGCAGCAGCAGCAGCAGCAGCAGCAGCGGCGGCAGCAGCAGAGCAGUCCGGUUAGCGCGGCGAGCAGCGUGCACAGCAGCGAGGAUGCGAGAAUCGGUGGCGCACAGUCGGCACCCGCUACCGUCAGGCACUCCACGCACUCCGGAAUGACGUGCAACAGUCUGACCCAUCUGAUGGGCGAGGGCACGACACCACUAAUGGGUACUGAGCCAGUGCUGGAGGAGAUCAGAUGGCUGCGCGAGAGAUUGACGUCGCUCGAGUCGGAGAAUCUGUCGCUGAAUCAGAAAUUGCGGCAGAACCAGACGGAAUACGAGAGGCGCUUGGCCGAGAUCGAGAUGCAAAUCGCUCGGCCGAGCUCGGCGUCGAGCACCGAGGACAACGAACGUAACCGCGAGAGCUUCAUUUAACGAGAGACUGGGCCGCGUACGGAGCGCGGCAACUCGAGGCUCGAGCGUCUUCGACGCUAUCUCCAAGCCCAACAGGAGCACAAGGAUCAACAGCUUGGUAAGAGGUUGGAGAUGGCAGCAGCGAGUAGCGACACAAAGUCUAUUGGUAGCUUGAGCCAACGGCUAUUCGAAAGCGACGACGACGAAGACGAAGAGGACGUCGAUCUGUUGAUGUCGUGCGGGGCUGAACAGUCGAGGCCAGGUAGCAAGUCAAAUCUCUUGCUUUGCACCGAGUGCGAUCAAGCUAGUCGCACUUGUGGCGUCAGACCCCGUACACCCAGUGCCUUGGCUGGACGAUACGUCGAGGAACGAUUUCAACAUGGCUGUUACGACGAGCAGCCGGAGAGGAGAGGAAACGAGAUGCAGAAUUUCGCGCCGGAUCGAAAGGCUUUGUCAAAAGUUCGCGGAACAAGAUCGUCGAGGGACGCUCGAGCGCGAGUCCUCGGAGGAUUCUCAAGUGUACGCGGGGUGCGAGGCGAAGCGGCAGUGCCGGACGAGAUCGGCACGCUGCCCUCACUGCGCGAGCAGCGAUCUGUCGGACGAUCCGACAGCUGCGCCAGCGCCGCCGGUGGCUCCGCCCGACCUGAUAUGCUUCAGCUGUCAGUGCAGCAGCGCAGGCAGCGCCAACGGCGCCGCCUACAGCUGCUGCUGCGAGCAGCCAGCGAGUGCGCCGACGACCUCGACAGACGAGGAGAGCGCGACGCCCCGGACGACCAGCAAGAUACGCAUCCGGCUGAACAGUCGGUCCAUCGACCAGGAGGACUCCACGGACGAGAGCACGCCGCCCGGGAGGCUCGCGACGAUCGCCGAGGCCAAGGGGGACGCUACUACCACGACCAGUGAGAACGACGACGAUCCGCCCAAAAUACUCAACGGCUCCAGUGCCACCUCCAAAUUCCUCAAUUACAUGAUCGUACUCGUUGUGUAAAUAAUCGACUCGCUUACACGGCGUCCUGUACAUAAUUUCGCGGAGGCGAACGCGCGCUCGUUCGUCGCUGCCCACUUCGAGUGUAAAUAACGCAAACUGCCAGACGUCACGGACGUUCGGAUCGUCUUCGGACGGACGAACGGACAGCGGGUCCCGCGUGUCGUAUAACGUGCGCUGCCAUUUUCAAAACGAUAGCCGACGAACGAACUUUCUAUUUCGGGACCAACGGGCUGCUGAUAAGUCGUCAACGAGCGACGCUAACCGACUAACACGCGUACUCUUCGCUUGACAACCACGCUUCGAUACCGAUCAACGAUCGCCGCUACCGCAGACUACCCAAUUUCUUUUUUCUUUUUUUCUUUUUUACAUUAGGAAAUUACAUUAGAAAACACUUUUCCUUUCCUUCGUACGACCACUGUUUGCGCGUGUACAAUGCUCGAUCGCAAUUGACGCUUCAACGUCGCGUCUUUUCAUCCCGAUCGCUCGUGCAUUUCCGCUCCAAUGUAAAUUAUCGCCAGUCUCUCCUUCUACUUUAUGCCGUUCAAACUUUGCGCGAUAUCGCGACUCGUUUUCCGAAACCUCUCGAAUGCGAGGCGCGACCUUUCGAAAACAUCGUGAACUGACCGCGAUUUACAUCGAAAAAGACGACAUGGUAAAUCAAUUUGCCACUUCUUUUUUCUAAAUAUCGAGAACAACACGAACGCUAUGUAUAUAACGACGAUGUACACGAUUGAAUGUCUUUUUCAAAAUUUGUAAAAGUUUUAAUAACGAACAAUGAAGGUCGACGUAAUAUUAGACAAGUAAAUAGACACGCCAAGCAUCUUAAUAUCGAUAAGUAGAGCAAAAAAAGAAAAAAAAAGAAAACAAAAAAAAGAAAUUUUGACCGAUAAGCCAAAGGUGCCGAACAAGUAUGGAAUUCGACUGCCACCUUAAUUUAGUAUGCAACAGCGGAGCGGCAAAGUUCCGUAGCUAGAAUUUAUACCAUAUAGCUAGAACAGAAAGACAAUUAAAUUAAGAUAGAAUAUUAGUUGGACCGAUCUGUGGUUUUUAGGUAUUAAAGAAAAGCCAAAGAAAAAUAAAUAUACAGUGCGAUAUAUUGACUAUGUAUUUUACACGUUUAGAAUUUCUUAUCAAGUAUAACAAGAGCACGCAAAGCGAAAACAGGCCACAUCGUGGAAUUCCCUGUAGAUAACUGAAAGACAAAGCUAAAAUUCGAAAAGAUAAAAAACCUUAAUAAUAGCGUCGUAAGCGAAUAUAAACGAUAAACAAUAAUUAAAAGGAAAGAUUAUAAAAACCAAUAAUAAAGAAAAACACGGUCAAUCCGUUUGACAGACUGCUUAAUAUAUACUUUUGUAAUUCACAUCUUAGUCGCGCGUGCGUUUCUAUAAAUAAAGAAAAAUAUGAGAAUUAAUAUUAAAGUCACAUAUACAUACAUUCGUCAUCUUGAUAAAGCAAUUGACCCUUUAGUCGAAUAGAAUCGAAAAGAAAUGAAACAAUCAGAUGGUCGUGAAAGAAAUAGCGUUUUUCUUUUUGCCGAGAGCUAGAAAGACACUAGAAAGACACUAGAAAGACACUAGAAAGACACUAAAAAGACACUAGGGUGGAGGAAAGGAGAAACGAGGGUGUAAGCGUAAGCAACGUUGAGCGACGAAGGGAGGACGCGUAGAUCCGCGAUUGCGCCUGAUUAAUUGACGCGCGCUCAGUGUAUAUGCCAGUGUCCACUUGACUAUACUUCACGAGGGAGAGUCGAAUGACACGGCGUGCACGCCUAUCGCAAUUAAUUGAUUAAUUGGCGCGCACUGUCGCUCGCCGCGUCGUCGCAAACGGUUCGAAGCGAGCGCUGCCAAUAGUUAUCGCGAUGCGGACGUCUGGAUUCGAUGGGAAGGAGGUUAGCGCGCGAGCGAGACCGAUUCAGUUGCCAAAAAUACAGCUCGCUUUGUCGCGCGCGAGCUGCCGUUAUAAAUAUAGCUCUCUUUGACGUUUAGUUGAGCGUUAAUCGGUUAAUUUUUCUCACGCUCAAGCGAGAAUCGCUCUAAUUACCUUGACAAUUAGCGAAGCGUAGAAUACCGGUCGAUAGACGUCAUUAAAUUAAGCCGAAACUUCUUCAAUUAGCAUGGAAACUGAAAAAGGAUUUGAGCCGAGGCUAAUUGGAAUUUCUCCUCGCAGUUGUUCUCGAGGCGAAUAAAAAUGCGAAAGCUGGCAAAAGUCUAGUUCUUGGAUACGAGGUGCGCUGACAAUUGAGGAAUUCAAUUAUUAACUAAUGUAGCUUCAUCAUUCGUCAUCGUAUUACAAGUUGCAAUCACUUAUCGCUAUUGAUUUUAUUCAAAGAUUUAUUGACGUUACGAAAGUAUUGAUGUAUGUGAGAUUCUUGAAUAUUUAUUGAUUAUGAAAAGACGUGACCGCGAAAGUAAGGCUGUAUAUAGGUAUAUAUGUAACGGUUGCGUCACAUUAUUUCGAGUUAUUUGUUUCACCAGUUGUGGCUGUAGGCAUUGACACGACAGUGCCAAAAAUGUAUUAUGGGUUAUGCUAUUGAUCUUUGCCAAUUGAUAAGAUUGUAAGACCGACCGCGGCCACAUUUAUUUGUUAACGAUGGUUUAAUUUGUCUACCACAAACUUAUAAGGACUAUUUGUUAAAGUUGAACAAGGAGGGUGCUGAAACAUAAGAAAAACGUUAAAUAUCACGGAAUGUAAGAAAACGAGGCAGAGCAGGCUGUUGCACUAUAUAUACAUUUCAUAUCAAGUCAUAAGUAGUGUUGUAAUGUUUUAACUCGUAAAAGCUCUAUGCAUUUCUUAUAUAAUACAGAUUUUAUCAAUUUUAUCGAGUAUGAUACGCAAUAGGUUUUACUCUUGCCAUUAUUCUCUUCUCUAAUCCAAUCUAUUCCUAUAUAUUCUAGAUAAAAGUCGAUGAAUCGAAGAAAACUGAUACGAGAAUCAUUCGAGUGCGUAAGAGGAUAUUCAGCUUGAUAUACGAUCGAUACUCUCUAUACACAUAUAUUUCCUCAGUUUUGUUAUUUAAGAAUAUUUUUUGCAUAAGUUAGCUUUGACCACGAUCGGCAUGAGCAAGUUAAGAAGCAAAUUCUUGCUGGCGUAUGAAUAUUCGACGCGUUGAUAGACAAAUAAAACAAAUAAUAAAACAGGCAUAGGUACAAGAAUAAUAACGAUAUUAAACUGAGAAUAAAGAGGCUACAGGCUCACUCACGAAUAAACUGAAAGGAUAAAGAGAUUUGCGAUAUUAAUUAUAAAAGAUAAAACAAUUAAACGAAACAAUUUUUUGUAAAUACGUACGAUUAUAAAUAGAUAAUUAGGCGUAAGAAAUAGGAGGAAAAGGUGACAUAUAAAUAAUUACAUUUACAUAGGACGUGCACGAUCGAAAGUGCAGUUGAAUGCAUGCGACUGAAAUGACAGAGAGAAUAAAAAUAAGAAACGACGUGUUUCGAUGCGCGAACGAGGAUCAACACUUUAUAUACGAAAAAGACAAACACAUCGUCGUGUGCGUGACCAAUUGUAUUUAUACGCGGAUAAAUUUUCGACCCAAAUUUCAAUCCAAACAGUGAAAAGCAAACAACGAGCCCACGAAUGUGCGUCAAGUGUGCGUGAGCGAAUGUUGUGUAAUCCCAAUCGAAGCGCAUUCAACACUUUCCCCGCAUUAUAAAUAUAUCACACUAAACACCCACACACGAGCACUUCAUUUGCGAAAAAUGAUAGACAUUAUAAUAAUUAUACAUUGUGUACACGCGCCUUUGAGGCUGAAUCAGGAAUACAAGUUUCGAUUCAAAUAUACAGGUGAGAAAUGAGCCAAGCGAGAGAUGAUAUUUUAUUCCUGUAGCCGUAUCACCAAUUUUCGUUUUGUCAUAUAGCCCGACUGUCGUAUGCCUGUAUGACAUCUUUUUGUCAACUUUCCAUAGGUGUUUUCAACAUCCAUAGUCGUUAUUUUUUAAACUUACAAAAGGAUUUCAGCCGUUAUACAUACGUAUAAAUAUAUACAUAAAAUGAAACGAAAGAAAUGAAGAAUUAUGAGGAUGUCCAGUUAACAUACGUUCUCUCUCACUUACAUGUGCGCGACUGUCCUUGUACGAUCGAGUGUUUCGCCAUUAAAGACGAAAUUUUAAAAAACACCUGGCAAAUAUAAAUAGAAACGAUUUCA
Phymastichus coffea is the source of this 9101-nucleotide messenger RNA. RefSeq names its product cyclic nucleotide-gated cation channel alpha-3. The transcript is spliced from 19 exons. The coding region runs from base 994 to 3990 and encodes 998 amino acids. Gene Ontology annotation, molecular function: intracellularly cGMP-activated cation channel activity; intracellularly cAMP-activated cation channel activity; protein-containing complex binding. Gene Ontology annotation, cellular component: intracellular cyclic nucleotide activated cation channel complex; plasma membrane. Lineage: Eukaryota; Metazoa; Arthropoda; Insecta; Hymenoptera; Eulophidae. Gene Ontology annotation, biological process: monoatomic cation transmembrane transport. The record is from RefSeq and is a predicted model, not a curated record.